CCACGGUGCAGAAAUGGCUGCUGAACCCACCGGAGAAACACCCGCUCUGGCUGCCGAGAACCACUCACCCUCCACGGGGACAAGCGAGAGCAAUGGCCAGGACCAAGAGAAGGGCCUCAACGAAGCGGAACCAGCGGAACCAAGCGCUCACGUAGAGCUGAAGAUGGAGGAGGCGGGCGGGGAGGCCAGCGAGGAGAAGCCCGCUGAAGCUGCGGACAAGGCCCCGAGCGAGGCGGAGGCACACGACGGCACCGGGACGGUCAGCCAGGAGGAGACAGCCGCUCCCGAGGAACCGGAGGCGAAGCCCGAGCCCGAGCAGAGCCCCGGGGAGGGCAACAGCGAGCCCGCCAAAGACAGCGCUAUGAAGGAGGCGAAAGAGGAACCGGGGGAGGACAGCCGGUGCUCGGAGGCGGACUGUGAGAAGAGCAAAGCGGGGUGUGAGGACGGGGAGAAAGCGAGCAGCGGAGGCGGGGAGCUGGACGACAAGAGGCGGCCAAGUGUGGAGAUCUCCUCCUCGGACGGUGAACCGCUGAGCCGCAUGGACUCGGAGGACAGUAUCAGCAGCACCCUGAUGGAGAUGGAGAGCACGGUGUCCAGCGGACGCUCCACUCCUGCUAUGAUGAACGGACAGAUCAGCACCAGCUCCUCCGUGGCUAAGACCGUGGCCUACUCCUGCUGCUGGGACCUCUGUCUGCAGUGCUUCAACUCAAGUCCUGAUCUGGCUGAGCACAUCAGGGGCAUUCAUGUGGAUGGACAGAGAGGAGGGGUGUUUGUGUGUCUGUGGAAGGGCUGUAAGGUGUAUAACACCCCAUCCACCAGUCAGAGCUGGCUCCAGAGACACAUGUUGACCCACAGCGGAGAUAAGCCCUUCAAGUGUGUAGUCGGUGGCUGUACCGCAAGCUUCGCCUCUCAGGGAGGUCUGGCUCGCCAUGUGCCGAGUCACUUCAGCCAGCAGAGCUCCUCUAAAAUGUCCAGCCAGGCCAAACUCAAAGAGGAGUCCCCGUCAAAGGCUGCACUUAACAAGAGGAAGAAGCUCAAGAACAAACGCAGGUGCUCCCUACAUAUCCAUUCAUUUUCAAAAAUACACAUUGCAGAGACAGAACAGAAAACAGGGAGAGCGAGACACCACGACUUCUUCGAUGCUCAGACCAUGGAUGCUAUCCGCCACCGGGCCAUCUGUCUCAACCUCGCCACCCACAUCGAGAGCGUGGGCAAUGGCCACAGUGUGGUCUUCCACAGCACGGUGUUGGCCAGAAGGAAAGAGGGGUCUGGCAAAGUGAAGGUUCUCCUGCACUGGACACCUGAGGACAUACUACCUGACGUGUGGGUGAAUGAAACGGAGCGAUGUCAGCUGAAGACCAAAGUGGUGCACUUAUCCCAGUUACCGCAGGACACAGCCAUGCUGCUGGACCCAAACAUCUAUAGAGCACUUCCUCAAAAGCGGCUGAAGUGCAGCCUGUGAGGAGGCUCCCGUGGACUCGAUACUUAAGGGGAAAUCCUUGUGCAUAGGACAUUUAUCUGAAAGGGACGGGACACUCUUCAUCUGUCUCUGCUGAACGGGGGAAGUGAAGAGGCGAUAAAAGGGAGUUCUCCUUUAUUUUAUAUUUUGUGUACAUGAAACAAUGGUUGUAGCCAAGUGUGGUGGUAAAAUGAGACUAAAAAUUUUUUUAAAGAAACCUUUGUGUUCACCAAAAACUUAAAUGAAUGUUUUUAAAAAGCACCAAGCUGAACAUAUUCUUCAUACCCAAUGGUGUUAAAAGCAGUUUUGUGUACGUUUGUCAGAAGAUGCAGCAUCUUUUAUAACUGUUUUGUGCAAAAUAUUUAUGCAGAUUUGUAACUUAUUUUUAUACCAUGUACUGUGGCUUUUUGUGAAGGUUUUGAAUAGAACCGUAUUUACUGUGAUAAUCUAUGUUAACUAUCACUUAUUGGGAUAUUUGAACAUUUCUAGUUGUAAUUAUGUUGUACAUAACAAAAGUCUUAACAGAUGAUCCUAUUUAUACUUCCUGAAUGCAGUACUGUUAGCUGUGUGUAGGACAGCGAGGUGUGACACUGUGUCACAUCAUGUCAGACUUUGUAUUCAAUGCAUUGCAAAAUGUUACAGAAGCAAUAACUCUGUAGUAGCUCUUAAGCCAGUAUGUAGAGUACUGCAUAAUAUGACUCUGACAUGUUAGCACACACUUCAUGUGUAAAUCACACCAGUUAUCAAUUCAAACAGGAACUUUGCAUAUCAUAGUCCGUAUGAUACAUUUACAUCACCGCCAUUUACAAUUAUUGAUAUGAAGUUGUGUUUUCUACUGUGUUUGGAAAUUGAACAUGUCUUUUUAAUAAAAUGGCGGAAUCAACA
This is a messenger RNA of Limanda limanda (common dab), 2344 nucleotides long. Its product is annotated as zinc finger protein aebp2-like. NCBI's taxonomy places the organism in Eukaryota, Metazoa, Chordata, Actinopteri, Pleuronectiformes, Pleuronectidae. Gene Ontology annotation, biological process: regulation of transcription by RNA polymerase II. The coding region runs from base 14 to 1462 and encodes 482 amino acids. The transcript has 10 exons. Gene Ontology annotation, cellular component: ESC/E(Z) complex. The record is from RefSeq and is a predicted model, not a curated record.